AUUACCAGGUGCACAUGCGAAUGCACAUGAACGACAAGCCGCAUAAAUGUGAAAAUUGUGAUAAAUCAUUUGUACAAGCGAUCACCUUAACGAAACACAAGCGAGUUCAUCAAAAGGAUGACAACGUGGUGCAACAAUUUAAAUGUACUGACUGUGAAAAAACAUUCACUUUCAAUCAUCAGCUCGUUGAACAUCGUCGAAUACAUACUGGCGAACGACCAUAUCAGUGCAAUGAAUGCAACAAUCGAUUCACAUCCACAGCACAACUUAAGCGACACACCAAGACCAAGCACGAGAAACGUCAUACGCCCAAACCAGAAACGUCUUCAACUAAAGUCUCGAAUACGGAAAAGGAGCCACCGACCUGCCCUGAGUGUUUCAACACAUUUAGCAACAAGGUAUGUCUGACCAGACACAUGAAAAUCCAUUCGGGAAUCAAACCAUUUAAAUGUGACUACUGCGAAAAAUGUUUCGUCUCACAAAGCGAUUGCAAGAAGCACAUGCGAAUUCAUACGGGCGAGAAGCCCUAUCAAUGUGAAAUUUGCCAAAAACAAUUCGCAUUCUCCAAUGGCUUUCAUUUUCAUAUGACUGCCAGCCAUUCAGUUGGAAAACCAUUUCAGUGCUCAUUAUGUGACAAAGGAUUUUAUUGCUCAAGCGACCGUAACAAACAUCUUAAACUGCACAACAAACAGAAUAUUCUGACUUUCUUGUAUGUAUAAAAAGCUGAAAUCAGAAUAAAUAAAAUCGAUAUUUUUCGUCGGUAUUUUGUUUAUUCAAACAGAUAUAUUGUUUACAUUGGAAAUUCAAAUAAACUACGAUAUGAAAGAAAAACCAACUUCAUGC
Messenger RNA from Sitodiplosis mosellana (orange wheat blossom midge), 843 nucleotides. Its product is annotated as zinc finger protein 286A-like. Bases 15 to 719 code for a protein of 234 amino acids. NCBI's taxonomy places the organism in Eukaryota, Metazoa, Arthropoda, Insecta, Diptera, Cecidomyiidae. The transcript has a single exon. The record is from RefSeq and is a predicted model, not a curated record.